Ochotona curzoniae (black-lipped pika) is the source of this 5439-nucleotide messenger RNA. It is a transcript of the gene XIRP1, whose product is annotated as xin actin binding repeat containing 1. Lineage: Eukaryota; Metazoa; Chordata; Mammalia; Lagomorpha; Ochotonidae. Gene Ontology annotation, cellular component: focal adhesion; stress fiber. Gene Ontology annotation, biological process: actin filament organization; actin cytoskeleton organization. The record is from RefSeq and is a predicted model, not a curated record. Gene Ontology annotation, molecular function: actin filament binding. The transcript has a single exon. Bases 1 to 5439 code for a protein of 1812 amino acids.
AUGGCCGACGCCCAGAUGCACGUGGUUCCUGCCCCCGUCAUUCCCAUGGCGACCGCACAGGACCUGCCCCUUCCCCCGCCCCCCGCCCUGGAGGAUCUGCCGCUGCCCCCUCCCAAGGAGUCUUUCUCCAAGUUCCACCAGCAGCGGCAAGCGAGUGAGCUACGCCGCCUCUACAGGCACAUCCACCCCGAGCUCCGCAAGAAUCUGGCUGAGGCCGUGGCCGAGGACCUGGCCGAGGUCCUGGGCUCGGAGGAGCCCACGGAGGGCGACGUGCAGUGCAUGCGCUGGAUCUUCGAGAACUGGCGGCUGGACGCCAUUGGAGAGCACGAGAGGCCAGCUGCCCGGGAGCCCGUGCCAGGCGGCGACGUGCAGGCCACCUCCCGCAGAUUUGAGGAGGGCUCCUUCGCCAACAGCACAGACCCGGCGCCAGCCGGUACCGGGCCUUGCGGAGCGGACGUGCGGGCCGCCCGCCGGCUGUUCGAGACCACGCCUUUAGGGGAGCUGGGCCAGGGUGAGGCGCCGGAGGCUGUGGCGAGGGAGCCUACGGCCAGCGGGGAUGUGCGGGGCACCAGGAUGCUCUUUGAGACCCGGCCACUGGACCGCCUGGGCUCCCGCCCCUCCACCCAGGAGCAGAGUCCCUUGGAGCUGCGCUCGGAAAUCCAGGAGUUGAAGGGCGACGUGAAGAAGACGGUGAAGCUGUUCCAAACCGAGCCGCUGUGCGCCAUCCGGGACGCAGAGGGCACCAUCCAUGAGGUCAAGGCCGCGUGCCGAGAGGAGAUCCAGAGCAACGCGGUGAGGACCGCCCGCUGGCUCUUUGAGACCAGGCCCCUCGACGCCAUCAAUCGGGACCCCAGCCAGGUGCGGGUGAUCCGGGGUAUCUCCUUGGAGGAGGGGGACAGGCCCGACGUCAGCGCCGCCCGCUGGAUCUUUGAGACGCAGCCCCUGGAUGCCAUCCGGGAGAUGGUGGUGGACGAGAAGGACUUCCAGCCAUCUCCAGACCUCGUUCCUCCUGGUCCAGACGUGCAGCAGCAGCGGCAUCUCUUUGAGACCCGGGCGCUGGACACCCUCAAGGGAGACGAGGAACCCGGAGCAGAGGCUCCGCCCAAGGAAGCAGUGGUCCCUGGUGAUGUCCGCUCCACCUUGUGGCUGUUUGAGACAAAGCCCCUGGACGCUCCCAGAGACCAGGUCCAAGUGGGUCACCUGCAGCGGGUGGGGCCCCAGCAGGGCGAAGGGCUCGUGCCUGAGCAUGGGUCUGUGCUGCCCCCCUCUCAGAGUGGGCCCCUGAGGGAGGGCGUGAAGGGAGAUGUGAAGACCUUCAAGAAUUUGUUUGAGACCCUUCCCCUGGACAGCAUUGGGCAGGGUGAGCCUGUGACCCCUGGCAGCGAGAGCAGAGCAGACACAACCAAUUCUGCUGGGCAUUCCCAGGGCCCAGGGUCCACAGUGUAUGCCAUGCAGGACAGCAGGGGCCACCUCCACGCCCUGACCUCUGUCAGCAGAGAGCAGGUCGUCGGAGGGGAUGUGCAGGGCUACAGGUGGAUGUUUGAGACGCAGCCGCUGGACCGACUGGGUCGCAGUCCCAGUACCAUCGACGUGGUGCGGGGCAUCACCCGACAGGAAGUGGUGGCUGGGGACGUCGCCACUGCUCGGUGGCUCUUUGAAACUCAGCCCCUGGAGCUGAUCCACCAGCGGGAGCAGCAGGAGCGGCAGGAAGAAGAGGGGAAGAUUCAGGCACGCGCCCAGCCCGAGCCCCCCCCAAAGGGCGACGUGCAGACCAUCCGAUGGUUGUUUGAGACGUACCCCAUGAGCGAGCUAGCGGAGAAGCAAGGUCUGGAGGACCCUGAGGCCACAGCCAAGGCCAAGGCACGGUCCUGCACCUGGAUGUUCAAGCCCCAGCCCCUGGACAAGGCAGAGGGCUCUGGGGAACAGCAUCUGCAGGUUAGCCAGGUGCAGGCUGGGGAAAGGCAGACAGACAGACACGUCUUUGAGACGGAGCCCCUGCCAUCCUCAGGCCGCCCAGGCGGAAGGGGGCCUGUGAGAUACUGUAGCAGGGUGGAGAUCCCUUCAGGGCAGGUGUCUCGGCAGAAGGAGGUUUUCCAAGCGCUGGAGGCAGGCAAGAGGGAAGAGCAGGCAGCCAGGGCCACUGCUGAGCCCGUCCCCGCAGGGUCAGUGCACAAGUUCACCUGGCUCUUUGAGAACUGCCCCAUAGGCUCCCUGGCAGCUGAGAGCAUCCGAGGGGACAGCCUGCAGGAAGAGCAACCUGGAAGCCCUGCAGACAAUCAGAUGCCCGAGAGGCAGGAGACAGCAGCCGAGCGAACCCUGCGGAUCCUGCAUGCCACACCUGGCAUCCUGCACCAUGGAGGCAUCCUCAUGGAAACUCGAGAGCCAGGCGAGCUCUGCCUCACCAAGUACGUGCUCCCGGGCCCGGGGCAGGGCCGCCCCUGCGUUCGGAAGGAGGAGCUAGUGUUGGGUGAGCUUCCCAGGAUUGUCCGCCAAAUUCUGCGCAGACCGGACGUGGACCAGCAGGGGUUGUUGGUACAGGAGGACCCAACUGGCCAGCUGCAGCUGCAGGCUUUGUGGCUGCCAGCUCCAGGCAGCAGCAGGGGUAUUGAAGACAUGGACCCCAAGCUGCAGCAGCUGCUGGCUUGCAGCCUUGGGACCUCCAUGAGGAGGACUGGCCUGGUAAUGCAGGAGACGGAGCAGGGCCGGGUAGCACUGACCGCUUACACCCUACAGCCCCAGCCAAGCAGCAGGGCCCCCGAGAGGAGCAGUGUGCAGCUGCUGGCCAGCUGCAUAGACAAAGGGGACCUGAGCAGCCUGCAGAGUCUGCGGUGGGAGCCACCAGCUGAUCCAAGUCCAGUGCCAGCCAGUGAGGGGGCCCAGAAGCUGCCCACAACAGAGAGCAUCAUCCAGGUCCUUCCACUGGACCCCGACAUGGGGAUGGGGCAUCAGAGAGGCCCAUCUCAGGCCACUGGAAAGGCAGCCCCUCUUGCUGGGGAGCAUGCAGCCCCAGUUCCACCGCAGUGCACAGAAGGGCAGAAAAACAGAUCCACUGAACGAAUGGGAACAGCAACCUUGGGAAACACAGGUUCAGCCACAACCACCCCUACAGGAUCGGGGGCCCCAGACCUCCAGGCCGCCAUGCAGAGCCUGCGGAUAGCAACCGCCGAAGCCAAAGAUCUGCACCAGCAAGUCCUGAGCCGGCACAAACAGGGCUCUGUGCCCACCGCCACCCAGGAUGGUCUGCAUGCACCCACCUCUUCUGCCACAAUCACCACCAAGGCCAUCCACAGCAACACCGGGCCUGUGACUACAGGUGACCCCGGCAUCCCAACAGCCCCCCGAAAGGUCAGUGGGGAAGAGGAAGCACCAUCCAGAGGGCUGCCUAGGGGGUGGGUGACGAUUCAGGACAGCGUCUACAGCGCUCGCCCUGUGAGGACCUGUGAACCAGCCAGGGCUGUGCAGCCUUCUGAGACACAAGCCCAGCCCAGGGUCAGGGAGAUAGCCCCGGGGGCUCAGUCUCCCAGCCCACUUGAGAGAGGCCCAGCUCAGAGUCUCAAGUCACAGUCAGAGGCACCAGAGGGGCACACACAGAGGGCCAUGGGCCCUCCAGGGACCCCUUCUCUGAGGAGCCUCCGAGCCACAGAGAAUGCCCUGAAGACUGCCCCUCUAGCCCACCACACACUGGCCUCUGGGCCCCAGGCGACAGGUACCAACCUGCACUCCCAUAAUGCCUCUGUUCCUCCUCCUCCUGCUCUCCCAGCUGCUGUGACGGGACCUGCCUUCCCAGCCCGAGUGUGCCUUGAGGAAGACUCCACCCAGCAGGACCCCCUUCUUCACACUCACCAAAGCCCUGCUGGCCAGCAAGCCCCCAGGCAGGUACAGACAAAAGAAAUCCCACGGAAGAAACCCCAGGUGCCCCCGAAACCUGCCUACCUGACCCAGAUGCAUCCUCCUCAGAGAUUGUCCAAGCCCUCAGCUCUUUCCCACAGCUCCUCCUCAGAACCACAGCAAACACAUGGAAGAGGUGAGCCAAUGGCAGCCAUCCUCCCAGCAACGCAGGCCCCUGCGACAGCGGGCCCUGGAUGCUCCUGCGGACACAGCCAGUCCAGCCCUGCACAUGGCCUCGCCACCAUGGCCCUGGGCCCCAGCCAGGGUCAGGCUGUGGGAAGUGACACCCGGAGCCCUGAGCCCUCUAAGCUCAGUGUCAUCAGCAGUGACCCCACCCCACCCCAGUGGGGCAGGAGUCCGCCAGGAAGGCAGCUCAUGAAUGAUGCCGAACAGGGGACCCCUGAGAGCCCUGACAUUCUGCGAGGAAAGCAGCAGGAGCUCCAAGGCCUCCUGAGUGAGGUGCAAGCCCUGGAGGAGGCAGCUGUGGGCAGCGUGGAUGUGCAGGCUCUGCGGAGGUUUUUUGAGGCCGUGCCCCAGCUACCAGGGACCACCCCACAGGCUCCUGUGGCCCCCAGCUCGCCUGAAGCCUCGGUGGAGCAGGCCUUUGGGGAGCUGACACGGGUUAGCACAGAGGUUGCCCGGCUCAAAGAACAGACCCUGGCCAGGCUGCUGGACAUUGAACAGGCGAUACGCAAGGCCCUCAGCUCCAUGUCAAGCCUCCAGCCAGAUGUUAACUCCAGGGGCCACAGCCAGGGACCUCAGGAGGACCACAAUGUCCACAAGGUCAGUGUCAUGGCCAGCAAUGGAGCUGGGCUCAGCAGCUCUGGAGGUCAAAUUGCAACAAAGAGUCAAGGCCAGGCUGGCAGCCACACUGAGAUCCAAAGUCAAGUUGAGCUCCGAAACCGCAGAGAGGGCAAAGGCCAAGCAGCUGCAGCCACCCCUCCCACCUCCUCCCUGCAGACAUCAGGGGCACAUUCGGGCCUCCCUCGAGUCUUGCCUUCCAGCAGAAACUCGCCCUCAUCCCCAACCUUCAUCUCCAUCCAGUCGGCCAGUAGAAAGUUUCCAGAUACUUCCAACACCAAGGGCAGCCCUGACAUCUCUGAGCAAAGCACACACUCAUCAUCUCAGGGCAUGGGCCAGACCCUGCGAUGCCAGAAAGGUGUCCAGAACAAUGCCAGGAAGGAGGAGGUCACCCAGUGCUUUGGGCAGCCCGAGCCUGCACCUGCUUCCACCAGCCCCCAAGCCAGCAGGCAGCAAAAGAGUAUCCUGGAGCUGCAGACCAAGCUGGGCGGCUCCCAGUGCUACGGAGCCACCAGAACUGUGACAGAACAGUUUGAGGAGGUGGACCAGUUUGGAAAUACCGUCCUUGCGUCCUCUACCACGGUCACGGAGCAGGCAGAGCCGUCAAGGGACCCGGCCCCCCAGCUGGGGCGCCAUGUCUCCCCCUUGCUGCGGCCCUUCCUGCAUAGCCCUGCCGGGUUCAGCAGCAGCCUGGCAGAGGCUGACAUGGUCUGGUUACCCCACAUCCCCUCCCAGCCGGCUGCUCAGUGA